This is a messenger RNA of Galleria mellonella (greater wax moth), 1404 nucleotides long. Its product is annotated as zinc finger protein 354B-like. The transcript is spliced from 2 exons. Gene Ontology annotation, molecular function: DNA-binding transcription factor activity, RNA polymerase II-specific; RNA polymerase II transcription regulatory region sequence-specific DNA binding. Gene Ontology annotation, cellular component: nucleus. Gene Ontology annotation, biological process: regulation of transcription by RNA polymerase II. Lineage: Eukaryota; Metazoa; Arthropoda; Insecta; Lepidoptera; Pyralidae. The record is from RefSeq and is a predicted model, not a curated record. The coding region runs from base 23 to 1348 and encodes 441 amino acids.
ACUAAUUAUAAAUUAUCUCAGGAUGAUCUCUGUAUUACUUAGUGAUGUGAAUUAUUUAUGUUUAUUACAUAGAAUGUAUGGGAAUCCGUUGAAUAAACUGAAGCGUGAAGACGUAUUUUUAUUUAUUUAUGUGAUAGUAAAAAUGAUCCCAGCGAAACUUCUAUUUUGUCCUCAAUUGCUCUGUGUUGUGGAGGGCAUGUAUUCGUUAUCCAGUGACCGCUGUACAGCGACCACACCUGAUGUUAAAGGUACCGCAUUAGUUAAAAUGGAGGAUGUAAAAUAUAAAUCCCAAAAGGCGCUUAAAGAGCUAGAGAAGCAUCGCCAGAACUUAUUUGAGAUAUUGAAGAAUUCUAAUGCCACAUUGAUUAGGGGACGAGCUGGUAUCGGCUAUAUGUGCAAUUAUUGUUCAGCCCAGUUUCCCGAUCCAGCCGAUUUAAAAAUACACACACUAGAGACGCACGAUGGCGAAUAUCACCUCGGCUUUGCUCAAAGACGUGGCAUUUCCGAAUACAUCCCAAAGUUAGAUAUAACCGGACUGCGUUGCAAAUUAUGCAAUAAAAGUAUUGAUUCGUUGGAAUCUUUCAAGAAACAUCUUAUUGAUGAUCAUAAAAUACAUAUACAUACAAAUAUAAACAAUCAUAUCAUCCCAUUCAAGUUUAAUGGGGAUGUGUUGCAGUGUUGCAUUUGUUUAGCUCUCUUUGAAAAAUUCAAGAUUUUGAUCGGUCAUAUGCAUUCGCAUUACAGUAAUUACGUUUGUAACAUAUGUUUUGCCGGUUUUGUGAACCGCUCUGCCCUAUCUCGCCAUUCCCAUAAUCACAAAACGGGUGUCUUCACUUGUAAAUAUUGUGAGAAAGGGUUCAACAGUCUCACCAAGAAGGUUUCUCAUGUGAGAAAUGCACAUACUGGCAAGUUUUACCGAUGUGGUUAUUGCAAUGAGGUCUUCAAAGACUAUCGUUUAAAAGAGGUCCAUUUGACUGAAGCACACGGUGUUCCUAAUCCGACAGUUAAAUGCCGGGCAUGCGAUAAAGAAUUUGCAAGCAAGAAGGCUAUGAAAGCUCAUAUAAAUUAUACACAUUUGAUGGAGAAACGGCGUAGUUGUGAUUAUUGCGACAAACAGUUUUACGGUUCCUCGGGAUUAAAAAGACACAUGUUGAAGCAUACAGGCGAAAAGAAGUUUCAAUGUGGGGUCUGUUUGAAGUCGUAUGGAAGAAAGACCACUUUGAGGGAACAUAUGCGGAUACACAAUAACGAUAGAAGAUUCAAAUGCGAUUACUGUGGACAGGCGUUUGUGCAGAAGUGUAGUUGGAAAGCUCAUAUACGAAGUAAACACCAGGAUUUGGUGAAGUGAAUCUUUCGUAUCUGUUAUAUUGAAUUUGCGAUAAUUUAUUGAUUAAAUUAAAUAUA